Pecten maximus is the source of this 1498-nucleotide messenger RNA. RefSeq names its product ornithine decarboxylase-like. NCBI's taxonomy places the organism in Eukaryota, Metazoa, Mollusca, Bivalvia, Pectinida, Pectinidae. The record is from RefSeq and is a predicted model, not a curated record. Bases 1 to 1287 code for a protein of 428 amino acids. Gene Ontology annotation, cellular component: cytoplasm. Gene Ontology annotation, molecular function: ornithine decarboxylase activity. The transcript has 10 exons.
AUGGGAAGUUGUGACAUACAGAUUGUCGAUGUAAGACGUUCUCGUGAGGACUACAUCACAGGACAGGUCACACACCAAACAGAGCUGAAAAUAGACGAUCCCCUGGCUGUGGUUGAUAUUGACGAAGUGGUGGAGAGAUACACAAAAUGGUACAAACUCCUGCCAAGGGUGCAACUAUUCUACGCUUUGAAGUGCAACAACGAUGAGGCGAUUGUCAGUGUCCUUGCAAGGAUGGGAAGCAGCUUCGACUGUGCAAGCAAGUCUGAGAUACAACAGAUUUUAGAUUUCGGCGUUGAUCCGUCACGCAUCAUCUACGCCAAUCCGUGCAAACAAAUGUCACACAUUACCUACGCCAGGGAAUACGAUGUUGAUUUGAUGACCUUUGACAAUGAAGAGGAAUUGGUCAAGAUCAAGAUGUUCUACGGGCCAUCAGCUAGAUUGGUCUUACGAUUUCGACCAGCAACGAAGUAUAAAGUAAUGUAUAGCCUUGCCAAGAAGUUUGGAUGUGCCUACGAAGAAGCAGAGGAUUUAUUAAAGUCGGCGAAAAACAAAGGUUUGAACGUCGUCGGUGUGAGCUUUCACGUUGGAAGCAACUGUCAAGAUGCCGACGCUUUUUCCUUGUCAAUCAAGGAGGCAAGGAGAAUAUUUGAUAUUGGACUGCAAGUCGGUUUUGCUAUGACGCUCCUGGACAUUGGCGGUGGCUAUCGUGGCAGAGAUAUUGAUCGACCCGCAAUAGAAGAGAAUGCAGAUGUCAUAAACAAAUGUCUGGAUGAGUAUUUCCCGGAUGUUAGCGGAGUUAAAAUCAUCGCUGAGCCAGGACGAUACCUUGUAGAAUCUGCUGUUAAUGAGGCAGCAAAAAUUAUUGGACGAAAGCUUAUCUACGAUAAUGACAAAUCCAGUAUUGAGCAUGUUAUGUACAACAUCAAUGAUGGGUUGUAUGGAUCUUUAUCCUGGGUCAGAGAAGUCACAGAGGUGUUUGUUGCAUCACCGGUGACUAAGAAGGUCGGAACAGAAAUGUACAGCAGCACUGUGUGGGGUCCAACAUGCUGCUCUUUAGAUUGCCUAGCAACCGAUAUCAAAUUACCAUUGAUUGAGGUCGGAGACUGGAUUGACAUUAAUUACGCGGGGUCAUACACUUUCAGCCUGUGGAGCAACUUUAACAGCAUGCCACCUCCAAAGAUGUUUUACUUUUGUUCACGUGAGACAUGGUCGCUGAUAGAAAAGAUUGAAAUGGCACCUGUUGAAGAUCGGGUACAAAUAUUGGUGCAACAUUUUAGACCUUGUUAAAGCGGUUAGUUACCUUCUGUAAUUACAUAGGUGUUACAUGUGGUAAUAUAUCACCUUAGUGUACUCUUAUUAACGUUGAUGAAUAGUUUGUUAUCCGAUUGAAUAGCUAUCAUCAAAAUAUCGAGAUGACAGUUAUAGCUACCUUGAUGGUGUGUUUGACAUGCUAACCUUUUGGUGCCUGCUGUUUGGUUUCACAUAUUGCUUAAAAGUU